Messenger RNA from Aspergillus homomorphus CBS 101889, 907 nucleotides. RefSeq lists its product as uncharacterized. The transcript has 2 exons. The record is from RefSeq and is a predicted model, not a curated record. The coding region runs from base 153 to 788 and encodes 211 amino acids. Lineage: Eukaryota; Fungi; Ascomycota; Eurotiomycetes; Eurotiales; Aspergillaceae.
AUCCCUUCCCAAUGGAUUUCGCUGUGGUAGCUGCCGCCGAUCGCAAUUAUGGCAAGCUUGAACUCAGGGCUAUAAACGGAAGAGCGCGCCCGGCUGCCGAGUGCAGCAUCCUCACGGUCUGAUCCGCACGGUGCCGCAAAGUCUGGCGCAACAUGCUCAAGAUCUUCGUCCGGCAGAGGCCGUACUUGAAGCCCGAUGCACCCAGGAUGUCGUGGGAAGAUGCGGAUGGAGCCGCAGUCGCGGAAGAGGAGACUGAGAACGACCUUAUUAACCUCACUCCGUUUGGCCUGCCGUUCGAAGAAGUGGGCGAGGAGCUUUCAACUCGGAUGGGCACGCAGUUGCACAUGUGGGUUGCGAUUGCACGCUUCAAGACCUGGGUGUACGAGGUCAUCGCAGCCGGCAAUAACUUUCGUGGUAAGGAUGGCGGGUGUGCUUUCUACUACUGUAUUCAUGAACAUGACGAUAGCUGGCUUCCGUAUAUCGAUGAUACGGACUGCGACUGGGAGGACGCGGAGAUCGUCAUUGAAUGCUUGCGCAUCGUCAAGGAGGUUGCGAAGUGGGAGGUAGCGCCGCUGUUGGUUAGUUAUGCUCAGCGCGGUAGUCAAGAAUAUCUGGUCUGCACGGAUAUUGCGGGACGAGGAUAUUCCUUGGGAGCACUGAUUCUGUUGGCUGGCUUCGCCUCGAGAUUUAUGCAAGUUGUAGAGUACAGCCCCUCUCGCGUCUCUUCUGAGUACUUCAUCAACAUUGCCUCUACGAGAGCUAUCUUCCUCACACAAUUCGGAUGCUAGCUUUACCCAAUCGCCUGCGCAAGUCCUCCCGUUUUCGUUCGCACUGCUCCCAUGCCUUUAACCUGGAUAUCGGUCACUUGAUUGCAUGGCAAUGGUUGAUAGCUUUUUUUUGUUCGCAU